AUGCUGACAGAAAUAGUUGACAAGUCUUCCCAUGUGGAUGCUUUUUCUCAGUCUCAGCUGACUGUUCAAGAGAGGGAUCAUCUGGGCUCUAACAGAGUCUUCCAUCAGAGAGUCAGUCGUGGUGUCCUUUCCCUCCCACAUCUGGAAGGUCAAGUGAAGCAUGGUCUGGCUGCAGACACUGCAAACCCUCCCCCCUUUGAGAGCAGCCUGCCUCAAAUAGCAAAUAAGAGCUUGAAGAGUGUCCUCCCCUCUCUUCAGGAAAAUGGAACUCAAGGCAAUUUUCCCCAAUUUAACCUUCCAGACAGUGUUCCUGAGAGUGAUACCAGAGUCUCUACAAAACCAUCUGAACUGGAGAGCACCAGCAUCGGGGUCAAACUGCCUAUGACAGCUUCAGAAGCCUUGAAAAAUUUUAGAAACCAGUUAACAGUCUAUGAGCAAAAAGAAAUUUUCAAUUAUACAGAGCUCUGGUUUCUUGGCCUGGAAGCUAAAAAGAUUGAAGGAUUGCCUGAAACCCAGAAUAAUAAUUGUUAUGAUGAUGAGCAUGGUUCCUACUUAAAGGUUUUACAUGACCACAUUGCUUACCGCUAUGAAGUCUUGGAGGUCAUUGGGAAAGGGUCAUUUGGGCAGGUGGCCAAAUGCCUGGAUCAUAAAACCAAUGAGUUAGUGGCAUUGAAAAUAAUAAGGAAUAAGAAAAGAUUUCACAGCCAGGCUUUGGUAGAAGUGAAGAUCCUUGAUGCUCUCCUGAAGAAAGACAAAGAUGAUACACACAAUAUCAUCCACAUGAAGGAAUACUUCUACUUUCGCAAUCACUUCUGUAUCUCCUUUGAACUGCUGGGAAUAAAUUUGUAUGAGCUGAUCAAAAAGAACAAUUUCCAAGGCUUCAGCCUGUCUUUGAUUCGCCACUUCACACGGUGUGUGCUGAGGUGUUUACAAGUGCUCUACCAGGAAAGAAUCAUUCACUGUGAUCUGAAGCCUGAGAACAUACUAUUAUACCACAAUGGGCAAGGUUCAGUCAAAGUUAUUGAUUUUGGAUCAAGCUGCUAUGAAGACCAAAGAGUGUACACCUAUGUUCAGAGCCGCUUUUAUCGCUCCCCUGAGGUGAUUCUUGGUCAUCCUUAUGCUAUGGCUGUUGAUAUGUGGAGCUUAGGCUGCAUUAUAGCAGAGCUUUACACAGGCUACCCACUGUUUCCAGGGGAAAAUGAAGCUGACCAACUUGCCUGCAUCAUGGAGGUAUUGGGCCUUCCACCAGCUGAUUUUAUCCAGGCUGCGUCAAGGAGAAGAACAUUCUUUGAUUCCAAAGGUUUUCCUAAAUCCAUAACCAACAGCAAGGGGAAAAAGAGAUGCCCAGACUCCAAGGAUCUAAGCACAGUGCUGAACACCCAUGAUGCUGGUUUCUUGGACUUUUUGAAAGGAUGCUUAAUGUGGGAGCCUUCCCUGCGCAUGACUCCUGAUGAAGCGAUGAAACACGUGUGGAUCCAGGAGCCAAAAAUAUUCCGGAAAACGCAGGCUCCAAGGAAGAUGAGUGAUGGCUCGUUCUCUGCACUGGAAAAUAGAAGAGAGACUAUUCAGAAUCUCUGGAAAAGUGCAGCUGACAGAGUGAGAAGUGAACUGGCUGACAGACUGACUCCCUUCACAGGCACAGCAGAAAGUGAUGUGCAGAACACAAGGAAGCAUGCUAUUCCAGAGAAAUAUUUGGAAAACCACAUGGAAAAACCUAUUAAAUACGAUCAAGCAGAAGACAGUGGUGAAAGAGCUCUUCCAAAAACUUCUCUUUUUUUCCCACCAAUUAAGUAA
This is a messenger RNA of Cinclus cinclus, 1794 nucleotides long. RefSeq names its product dual specificity tyrosine phosphorylation regulated kinase 4 (gene DYRK4). The transcript has 14 exons. Gene Ontology annotation, molecular function: ATP binding; protein serine/threonine kinase activity; protein serine/threonine/tyrosine kinase activity. Lineage: Eukaryota; Metazoa; Chordata; Aves; Passeriformes; Cinclidae. The record is from RefSeq and is a predicted model, not a curated record. Gene Ontology annotation, biological process: peptidyl-serine phosphorylation; peptidyl-threonine phosphorylation. Gene Ontology annotation, cellular component: nucleus. Bases 1 to 1794 code for a protein of 597 amino acids.